GCUUCUCCAUCUUGCUCUUCUUCCUUAGUCGACCACUCGGCAUUGCCGGGGCGCCGUACAACACCUUUGACGGCCCUGGGUACCCAGCCUGCAAUGAGGUAGCUGCUGUUCAUUCACCUACCAGCGUUGACGAGAUCCAAUCUCUCGUCCAGGAUGCCAUUCAGGCCGGCCAGAAGGUGCGAGCGUCGGGUAAAGCUCACAUGUGGUACGACACCAUGUGCUCUGACGAUCCCAAUACCGUCAUCAUCCAGACAGAGAACGUCAACAAUAUUCACGAUCUCGACCUCGAGGCCGGCACGGUCAUGAUCGAGGCGGGCGUGACUUUUCUCCAGCUGGCAGAGUAUCUGCACGAGAGAGGAGCUUCGGCUGGGUACACCUUGGUCAACUGGAACAUCACGCUCGCUGGCUGUGUCGCAAUGGGCGCCCAUCGGUCCUCGAUCCGCGAGGACUCGAUGGUCGCUGCAGGCGUGUUGGCCCUCGAUAUCAUCGACGGCGAGGGGAAUCUGCGUCAUCUCGAGCGCGAUGACAGCGACGAGUGGCUGGCAGCAUCGACUUCUCUCGGCCUCCUGGGCGUUAUCGCACGGAUGAAGUUCAAGAUCUAUCCCGACUUCAAGGUCUAUGCGGAUCAGAAGACCUUGGAUGAGGCCGAGGUAUUUGACGGUGAUAUCUAUGGGAUGAUCGCUCCGUAUGCGACGGCCAAUUUCUGGUGGUGGCCGUACAAGAGAAAGUUCCAUUGGAGAUACUACGAUGUCGUUGAGAACAGUAUCAACGAACAGCAGGGAUUUCAAAACACUUUCUCGGUGACAGGAGUCGAAGCCGCUGCCAUUAAAGUACUCUGGAACAGCGGCAGAUGGCUGGCGACGUCUAAUAUGUUGGCAGAGGAGAUCCUCUUCGGCCAGUGGGAGGCGCCAAACUUCCGCGAGAAGACGACCAACAAGGCCAUCGACACAUGGCCGGUGUACGGCUGGAACUAUGAUGUCCUCAUUGGCGGCCUCUACCCCGACCAAAAGCCGGUAUGGGAGUAUGGGCUCAGCGGAUACACCCUCGAGCUCGCCUUUCCUGUCACCCAGGCCAACGCGGUACUCAAACGAGCACGCGAGCUCUUCGAUGCCGAGUUGAAGAAGGGUCUUGUCAUGACAUCUACCUACCGCAGCGGCAUCAACAUCAAAUUUGGCCGGCCAUACUAUGACCUGCUGGGUCAGGUCACCUACAACACUUCCGAUGGUGCGGACUGGAGCAAGGGAGCCAUCAUGUUCGACUUUCCGAGUUUCAAACCCACAGUCGGAGACGGAUCACGGUUUAAUGAGCCGUUUUAUGGAACCCUGGAGAAAGCCCUGAUUGAGGAGUUUCCCUGCCGGCCGCAUUGGACGAAAAACACUCGCGAAGUGUUCCAACUGGCCAAGAAAAACCUGGAUCCUGAUCACAUUGCUCGGUUCAAAGCCAUUCGAGAGAAGUUUGACCCGAAUGGAGUCUACCGCAGCGUGGUUGGAGAAAUCAUCGGUGUCUACUAGGGGUAGUUUGCUGUUCUCGCGAUGUAAUUGAGCCGAUCUUGAUAUAAGUAUGGCAAUGUAGAGAACCGAGUGACCGUGAUGUCCAAUGCAUUAUCACAUGUUUAUUUA
Messenger RNA from Aspergillus nidulans FGSC A4, 1619 nucleotides. RefSeq lists its product as uncharacterized. The transcript is spliced from 6 exons. Bases 201 to 1511 code for a protein of 436 amino acids. The record is from RefSeq and is a predicted model, not a curated record. Gene Ontology annotation, cellular component: membrane. Gene Ontology annotation, molecular function: D-arabinono-1,4-lactone oxidase activity; oxidoreductase activity, acting on the CH-OH group of donors, oxygen as acceptor; flavin adenine dinucleotide binding. Lineage: Eukaryota; Fungi; Ascomycota; Eurotiomycetes; Eurotiales; Aspergillaceae.